UUGUUUUCUUUUAAUUUCAAUAGUGCUUUCAGCUUGUUUAUUGUUCUGCUUAUACUUACUUCCUUUGCUAUAAAAUUUUAUAACGGUAAAACGGAAGCCGCCAUAUUUUUCACAUGUGUGAAGUUCUUCGAACAUAAGGCAAAUUGCAUUUUGAAUAUAUAGCAAUAUUUACCGAACUUUUUCAUUAAGUAUGGAUAGUAGCAAAUCUUUGUCUGCGAACGACAACUCUAAUCAAUAUCGUUAUAUAUCACAUGUUGAUUUUAUAAGUAUUCUGCGUGAUAAAUAUAAAGAGGGUACCAAACACGCUUUUGAAGAAAUUAAAGCACAAGUAGAACAGGAAUGUGAAGAGAAGAAACACCGAGCUGAGAAGGCAUCGGUAUUACUGAAGCAUUGUCGUGACACACUACAACAAUUAGAUGAACAGCAUUUCAUUGUUGAAAGGAUGCUUCAGAAGCACGUCGAGUUGGGAAAAACGCUAACACAUCAAAUACGCCAACGUACGCAAAUGUUAAAUGAAAAUGAAAUGGCAAUACGACAUUUGCUUCAAGAACUGAGACAAAACAAAACAUAAUUUUGUAUUUCUUGAAAUAAAUAAAAGAUGUUUCUUACUUACUUUGUCAAAAUU
Messenger RNA from Ceratitis capitata (Mediterranean fruit fly), 625 nucleotides. RefSeq lists its product as uncharacterized. The record is from RefSeq and is a predicted model, not a curated record. The transcript has 2 exons. Bases 191 to 571 code for a protein of 126 amino acids. NCBI's taxonomy places the organism in Eukaryota, Metazoa, Arthropoda, Insecta, Diptera, Tephritidae.